Cladophialophora psammophila CBS 110553 is the source of this 1494-nucleotide messenger RNA. RefSeq lists its product as uncharacterized. Gene Ontology annotation, molecular function: N,N-dimethylaniline monooxygenase activity; flavin adenine dinucleotide binding; NADP binding. Lineage: Eukaryota; Fungi; Ascomycota; Eurotiomycetes; Chaetothyriales; Herpotrichiellaceae. Bases 1 to 1494 code for a protein of 497 amino acids. The transcript has a single exon. The record is from RefSeq and is a predicted model, not a curated record.
AUGGCACAAACUAAGGCGAAAAGAGUCGCUGUAAUAGGCGCUGGCAUCAGCGGAGUUUGUUCAGCUACACACCUCGUGAGACACGGCCUCGAAGUAAUUGUAUUCGAGAGGUCAGGGAUUGCUGGCGGAGUGUGGCAUUUCGACGUGCGCUCAGCGGCGGACCCCUCAUAUCCAAAUGAGCUUCCGUCGAAAGGCGACUAUGAGACAAGACCGGAGCUUGCAUUCAGCACUCCUCCACCAGAGGACGAGGACAGCGACAAGCGGGAGAUUGCUCAUGCGCCUCCUGGGCCAUGUUAUGCCGGACUGAAGAACAACGUCUCAACCAGGGAGAUGAGAACAAGUCUGCUGCCAUGGCCCGAGGGAACAGAGGAUUUGGUCAACCAAAACAUAUUGGAGGAAUACAUCCAGAACAUUGCAAUCAAGCAUGGCGUCUCCACCAUCACACAGUACCACACUCGCGUUGAAGAUGUACGAAAACAUUCUGGCGAAUGGGUCGUACGGACAACCACACUCCAGAAAGGGCCAUCCGAGUCGCGGUUUGUGGAACGGCACUGGACUUUCGAUUCGGUGGUAGUGGCAUCAGGACAUUACAACAUGCCGCGAAUACCAGACUUUCCCGGUUUGAAGGAGUGGAAGUAUGGGUGGCCGGAUCGUGUCUGGCACUCGAAAAGAUACCGCGACCCUCGAAUAUUCCAAGGCCAGAAUAUUCUCCUCAUUGGUGCUGGAGUAUCCUCGAGCGACAUCGCGAAAGAAUCGGCAGCUUACGCCAAUCACAUAUUCCAGAGUUCUCGAGGCGGAGCUUUUGAUCUCCCGGCAAGUUUCUUGCCAAAAGGUGCCACGAGGAUAGGUGCAAUCAGAUCCUUCCAACUGAGUGAAAAUCACGAUGUCGAAACUCCAGUUUCACGGCCAAUUCCCGGGAAAGUGGUACUCGAAAGCGGCGAGGUGUUGACCGACAUACACUCGGUCAUACUUUGCACAGGGUACAUAACCUCAUAUCCGUUCCUUCCCCAUCUGCACUGGGACAACGUUCCGGCGAGCGAAGCAGAUAGAUAUGUGCUCGUUACUGCCGAAGGGGACAUGGUGCAUAACCUGCACAAGGACAUGUUCUACAUUGAGGAUCCCUCGCUCGUAUUUGUCGGGGCUCCGUAUCAUAUCGCAACAUUCUCGCUUUUUGAUUUCCAAGCACAGGCGGUCGCAAGGGUAUUGAGCGGAAAAGCUCAAUUGCCAUCCAGACAACAGAUGCGCGAUGAGUACAAUGAGCGCGUGCGAGCCAGGGGCUUAGGGAGAGACUUUCACAGUCUGAAGGCACUGGGGGCUGAAGAAGCAUACGUGGAGGAUCUUGUACGAUGGGCGAAUGAGGAUGCCGCCCGGCUUGGAAUUGACGACAAAAUGCUAGGUCACACGCCCGAAUGGCAUCUCGCCAAGGUUGACAGAGAAGCAAGAAUGAAGUUGUUGAUGGCAGCGAAAGAGCAGGAGAAGCAAGAUCCAGCCUGA